CAUCAUUAUAAGUACAAGGUGUGGUCGAGACAACAGGUGGAUCGAUCGCGCUCUUUUCCCUCAAAGAAUAUUUUUAUUUUUCUGAACUACUCAGCACUGCUUUGAAAGAAUAAAAAAGCCGCGCAGGAAAGAAGGUUACAAAAAUCGAUGUGUUUUUGAACAGUUUUUUUGGAGUUACCGGAGAGUUUGUUUUUCUGCCCUACCUGAGCGCCAGGUGGGAGAGGACAAAGACGAAGAAAACAAGUCGGGAGUUUGGCGGCUUCGCUUAACGAAGACACUGGUGUAAAUUGACUCGAUUGAAACUGAUAGCAAAUUGAGAGUAAAUUGAAAAGAACUUGUUGGUGCUCCUUUUUUAUUUAAGAAAAUCGCUAAGUUCGCGUUAUUUUUUGUCUUGGUUGCUAGAAGUCUCUAUUCAAGAUGGCUAACUCCGGGUUACAAAUGUUAGGUUUUGUACUGGCCUUAAUAGGCUGCAUUGGGCUGAUCGUUGGCACCAUCAUGCCCCAGUGGAAAAUGUCCGCAUAUGUGGGCGACAACAUCAUCACGGCCAUCGCCAUGUACCAAGGAUUGUGGAUGUCUUGUGCGUACCAGAGUACCGGUCAGAUGCAAUGCAAAGUGUACGACUCCAUCCUUCAGCUGGACUCGGCUCUGCAGGCCACUCGUGCCCUAAUGGUGCUCAGCAUUAUCCUGACAGUGAUUGGCAUGGGAGUCAGCUCCAUGGGUAUGAAAUGCACCAACUGUGGUGGUGAUGACAAAGUGCGUAAGGCACGUAUAGCCACAGUGGGUGGAGUAGUCUUCCUCCUGGGAGGGUUGGCAUCCAUGAUUGCAUGUUGUUGGUUUGCAAACCGCAUCGUUCGGGACUUCUACAAUCCCUUAACUCCAGUCAACACCAAGUACGAGUUUGGAGCUGCUAUUUUCAUUGCCUGGGCAGGUUCCUUCUUGGUUUUGCUUGGAGGUGCCCUCAUGUCCUGUUCUUGUCACAGACGCAACAGCGGAGGUGCCAAAACCAAAUAUCCACCAUCCAAGGGCCGGCCGGUUAGCUCAACUGGCAAAGAUUAUGUUUAAGAAUAGUCUAUGAAUUGUCCACCAUACCAGCUCAUCCAUUGGCUGAAGUGAACACAAAGAAAUGUGGACUUUGGUUUUGUUUUAAACUUUGUACACUUUCAGAUACCCAUGUAGUGUUUAAUACUAAAGUGGGAGGUGCCCAUCUUGAAUGGGAGUGAUGUGUGAAUGGGGGGGGUUAUGUUUUUGUAAUUUUACAUAAACCAUUUAAGGGGGUUAGUGUAAUAAGUAGUAGGUCAUCUUGUUCUGUUACAUUGAAGUGGUAGUUACAGAAUAUAAGGAGAUGAGUGCCACUCCUAUAGGACACUUAAAAUCCUGACUGGGCUUCAAUAAACUUUGUGUGUGAGAUUGUAACUGUAAGGAACUUGUUUGUUGGUCCUCAAUAUACAACUGUCUGGUGCCAUGCAUACUGAACUUGUGCAAAGGUGAAUCCUCUAGGUGGUUUUUGGAGGAUUUAUGAUCUUUUUAACCAAACAGGAUUGUUUACCUGGUCACAUUUCCACGGUGGUAACGUUUUUCCCCGCCCAGAGGCAUCCAGCCUCUCCUGGCUACCUGCUUGCUGGUACAAGUCUCUUGUACUGUUUUUUAAAGAUAAUGGUGAGGCGGAUGUCUGUAUAAGCUUACUCGGCCCAUUUUUGUUGUUUGGAUUGACAUAACUAUCUUCACUCCUCCCUUUCAGGUUUUCUUAGUUCUGCUUGCUGUGUAAUCUUCACUCCAGUCCAUACCUUUUUAACAGACAAGUGGAGUCUUUAGUGAAGCUGCAUGUUUGACUGGUUUAAUUAAGUAAAGCAAUUUAAGUCCUGAAAAUGUAAUGCUCUGUGCUGCCCUCCAAAUUCAAUUCAAAGAAUGUGUAAAUUUUCUGGGAUGAGAAAUGCAGAUCUCUCAAUGAAAUAUUAAGGAGACUUUGGUGGCUGGGUCUGUGAUGUGUGGAUUUAGUUUUUUUUUUUUUUUUUUUUUUUUUUUUAUAUAUAUAUAAAGUGUCUAAAGAACAUUUGCCAUCUUCUCUACGCAUUGUUUUAGGUGUUUAAGAAACCAGCUUUGUAACCCUUUUUAUUUAACAGCUUUUUAAUUUUUAAAAUGUGGAUCAAGUAUGUAAAAUGUAAAUAAAUUUUUUUUUUCUCAAA
Molecule: messenger RNA, 2183 nt
Organism: Erpetoichthys calabaricus (reedfish)
Lineage: Eukaryota; Metazoa; Chordata; Cladistia; Polypteriformes; Polypteridae
Product: claudin-7-B-like
Exons: 4
Coding region: 418-1062 (214 amino acids)
Biological process (GO): bicellular tight junction assembly; cell adhesion
Cellular component (GO): plasma membrane; bicellular tight junction
Molecular function (GO): structural molecule activity
Source: RefSeq, a predicted model, not a curated record